Molecule: messenger RNA, 2342 nt
Organism: Aaosphaeria arxii CBS 175.79
Lineage: Eukaryota; Fungi; Ascomycota; Dothideomycetes; Pleosporales
Product: HET-domain-containing protein
Exons: 2
Coding region: 13-1965 (650 amino acids)
Source: RefSeq, a predicted model, not a curated record
CUUUUUGUCACAAUGCUCUGUACCAACUGUAGCCAGAUUUUUGCAGAGCUUCGCCUCGAGAUACCAAGGAAUCACCCAUCCACCCUAAAAGAUGUCCAGGUAGCAGCAUCGAAGUCCUGCGCGAUCUGCACAGAACUAUGGGACUUAUUUUGCCGCCAACAACGGCCACUGAUACCCAGUCCUGCACCCUCUUCGAAGCCUGUCUCAAGAUAUUGGAUCGACAAACGUGGACAACAUUACACCUUGACUUUCAUGGCGAACGCUCUUGGAGUCGAUACGCAGGGACCGAAGGGCUUAUCGGACGUUAUUCAGCUAUUUGUGCUACAUAGGGUGAAAGAUGCUGAACUUCUACCGAAAUACACACCACCGGAAACUCUUGACCUUGAAACUUUUCAACCUCUUGCACGGCAUUGUUUAUCCCGCUGCCUCUCAAUGCACUCAAAAUGUAACUCCACCAAUCCAUCGCGCUCUCAGCUCCCCAUGCCCACACGCCUCGUUCGCAUUGGCGCACCAACGUAUGACCAAAUCCAAGUAGUGGCUCAUUCUCAUUUCGAUUCUACUCCGGCUUCAAUCCCUUAUGUGACACUCAGUCAUUGCUGGGGCUCAAUACCCAUCUUCACGUUAACAUCCACAUCCCAUCACGAACUUCAGUCCGGAGUUCAGAUGUCGCGCCUUAGCAAAACAUUCCAAGACGCACUUGCCGUAACCAGAGCUCUGGGCUACCAGUUCAUGUGGAUAGACUCCUUGUGUAUAAUCCAAGAUUCGAUGGAUGAUUGGAACCAUGAAGCACCGCUGAUGCAGAACGUCUAUCGCGGAGCGGUUUUCAACAUUGCGGCGACGGCCAGUGCGAACGGUGAUGGAGGAUUGUUUCGCUCGCGAGAUGUGCGAUCUCUCGAGCGAACACUGGUCAGCUUCACAUGUGAAGAUGGAAGCAGCCAAGUCUAUCGGCUAAUAUCCAAUGAGUUCUGGCGCAAAAGUUUCGAGGGACAACCGUUGAUGGAGCGCGGCUGGGUUGUGCAAGAAUUACUUUUGGCGCCCAGGGUACUGCAUUUCAACGAGGGUCAGAUGUUUUGGCACUGCUACGACGUCGCGUCGUGCGAGACGUUUCCAGAGGGUGUCCAUACUGCCAUUCCCGUCGGGGAUAAUUCUCCAAGUUUCAUCCUGGCGUGCCUGGAUAUCCCGGCCUCUGUCCAUGAUGACCCGUCGUCUGGUAACAAAAAGCUAGCCUUAGAUCUUUGGGAAAGAGUCGUCUGUUAUUACACAAGAUGCAAACUAAGCUACUUGGAAGACAAACUCGUAGCUGUGGCCGGCAUCGCUAGGCUUGUCCAAAAAGCUAUCUGCGACGAGUACUGCGCAGGUCUAUGGGCAGAAUUUCUCCCGACCCAGCUCCUCUGGAAGAGCCGCUCUGUCAAUCCCCAAUCGCAGGUUUAUCGAGCCCCAUCUUGGUCGUGGGCGAGCGUAGACACCGGGGUGAUGUAUGGAUGCGAACCCCUGUCGGAGUCGAAUUCCAAGUACCUUAAGAUAUUGGUUAACAUUAUAAAUCAUGAAGUCGUGACUGCUACUCAAGACCCUUUUUCGAAGGUGAUAGGUGGCACUAUUCGACUCUCAGGACACCUUUUUACCAUGGUGCUACGACCUUCGAAGGCGGGCGAGUGGAAUGUCUCGAUAGAUGGGAAGGAGUUCGAUUCAACGGGACAGAUUGUACUUGAUUACCAGCCUCCAAGCCCUGAACUUCAUUGUCUACCAAUAUCAGCCAAUCUAUACUUCACUCCGGACGUUUCCUGUCUUCUACUUGUCCCCACCGGAACGACAAAGGGACAGUUUAUGCGAUGCGGGGUGAUGCAAAAUUUCCAAUCAGCGCUGGGCAUGUCAGACUGGACUGAAUACCAAUCGAUCAAUAGCCACGAGUGGCUGGAAUACGAAGCUAUGGAAAGCCCUGGCGUGUACAGGAUAUCUAUCGUUUAAAGUGGUCCGGAGGCAGGCUACUACAAAACAAUGCUCUUGAAUCAGCGACACCGCCACCCCAUUUUCUUCAUCAAGAAUGCUAUCAUCUUCAAACUCCGUUCAAACAACAUUGACUUUGGUCAACACUGCCGCAGACAGGAGUUAGUUUAAAUGAAAGAUGGCAAUGACUCAGCUUGCACCGUGAGGAAUGCUUGGAUGCAUCUUCAUUUGCACUAUGUUUGAAGAUGUGGCAUAUUGGAGAGUCAAAGAGUUGGCAGUAUCCUACCUUCAAUCAUUUUCUAUACUAUGUUUGUACAGCAGUAUACCUAUACACCAUAGCCACUUCAAAAGCCAAACUGAUAUCUCAAUAACCAUUCAACUCAUAUCUUAUACCUUAC